AUGCCCGUGCAGCGCGACAUUGCGGAGGGCGACGACAUGGGCCUUGGCAAGACAAUAAUGGCGCUCGCCGGUUUCGCCGUGCGCGCCUACAUUGAGGCCCGACUCGGCCGGCAGGCGAAGCCGGCCCUCGUCGUCGCGCCCAACGCGGCGGUGGCGGCGCAGUGGCGGCUGGAGGCGCUGGGCAUGCUCGAGGAGCGCGAGAUCUGGUCGCACUCAGGCGAAAAGUUCGGCCAGGCCUUGCACAAGCGCUUCUCUCGGCCGGCCGGCGAGGACGAGGACGAGGCGACGCGGCCGCGACUGGCCAUUGUCACGCGCAGCCAGCUGCAGACCGAGAUGUCGCACGCGUUCCGCUCACAGCGCGAGGCCGGCGGCUACAAGCCCUCGCCGCUCGCGCCGCACCUACUGCAAAAGACGGUGCUCGCGCUUCAGCAGAAGUACGACCACGCGAACAUCAAGGGCGGCAUCCAAGAAGGGCAGCGGCAAGGCAGCGGCAACCGAACGGGCGAGGACCGGAUGUACGUGCGCGAGGACCACAAGGACGGCGACGACUCGACGCCCAGCGGCGGCGUGCUCGCCAUCUGGCGCGAGGCGCAGAAGCGCUUCACGCGCGCGCAGCACAUCUACUCGAUCGUCCUCAUCGACGAGGUGCACGAGCUCAAGAACCCGCACACCCUCGCGACGAUGCUCGCCGUCGCCGCCGGCCUCCACGCGCCGCGCGUCAUCUCGAGCUCCGGCACCGGCUACAACAACCACCUGCAGGACAUGGCCACGCUGCACCUGCUGAUCGACCCGUCGUGGAUUUACGCCGACCUGCACUUUUGGAAGGACAUGAUGGAGUCGCCGGACAAGCAGUUGAGCCUGCGGCGGAUCGAGGAGAAGCAGGCGGUGGACAAGGAGGCGUGGGAGCGCGACGUGCUCACGCGCCGCACCAAGGACAGCUGCGGCAUCAAGCUGCCGCCGAAGAAGCACGUCGUGUACGAGCUCGCGUACAAGCCGCUGGAGCUCGGGAUGAGCGUGACGCUCUCCCUGACGCUCGCGGCGCCGGCGCGACGCGGCCACUCCCGCGAGAUCGGGCUGCUGGGCGAUGAGCACACGCUGCGCUUCGAGGUCUUUGACGCGCAAGGCGCCAAGGUGCACACGCAGACGACGAGCGUCGCGACCAUCGCGAAGCACGCCUUCCAGCUGAUGGAGAGCGAGCUGAUGAACAUAGCGGUGGAGGCCGCCAGGCAGAGCGCGGCGGCGAGCGCAAGCGCGGCGACGGUCGCCGCCGCCGACGAGGCCAAGGAGGCCAAGCAGCGCGUGCUCGAAAAGGCGGCGAAGACGUUCGUGCUGCUGGCGGCCGACGACGACCGCGGCGUGACCGUCUUGGCGGCCUUCUCGUGCGACGCGUGCGCGCGCGGCGGCACCUUCGGCCAGCGCGCGGAGACGAAGCAGAUGGAGAAGACCCUCUUCCAGAUCCUGAUGGCGAAGGUGACGAAUAUGCAGAUGGCCCUCUCGCACCCGGCCAAGUUCUGCGCCAUCUGCAAGCCCGAGGCGCGCGACGUGAGCACCGACAAGACCGACGCCGACCUCGACCCCAGCAAGGACAAGGACACGGACGACGAGGCGGAGGACGACGCCAAGGACGGCAGCCGCCGCGAAGAGCGUCGCUUCGACACGGACGAGAAGGCGUACACGCGCCAGGAGUUUAUCGACGAUGCGUGGCCUGAGCACUGGCUACGCUUCGACGGCGAGGUGAAGGACAAGUCGAAGGCGCUCGACCGAGCACGCGAGCCUGAGGUCAAGGCGCUCCUCUCGACCAUCCGCAGCGGCGGCGUUGGCCUCAACCUGCAGGAGUUCAACCACGUCGUCUUCGAGUCGCGCGACCUCAACCCUCAGAAGCACAAGCAGGCCGAGGACCGCGUGCACCGCCACGGCCAGGAGAAGGAUGUGACGGUCGUGUACCUCGACGCCAAGGACACGUUCGACGAGGCCGUCCGCGAGCUGAUGAGGCGCAAGCUCGACAACGCGCAGGCGAUCCUCGACGGCAAGCUGCUGCCCAAGGCGAGCCUGCCGUCCUACAAGGACGUCGUCGGCAAGAUGGGCGAGCGGCCGCUCGCCGACGGCGGCCCCAGCGGCCGCAGCAAGAUGAAGAAGCGCGACGGCCCCGGGGGCGAUGUGCGACCGACCACCUCGAACCCCAACACGGCGGCGCUGGCCAGCGAUUACCACCGGUGGCAGGCGGUGAAGAACUCGCUGCCGCCGCACCGCCGCGUGAGCCGUCGGCUCAAAGACAAGGGCGUCGCCAAGGACCGCUUCACGCAGGCGCGGAUCGAAUCCGUACUCGCCGCGACGGGUGGCGACGUGGACGAGGCGGUCGCGCUCCCGCAGCUGGUCGCGGAGGCCGCAGGCAAGGGCGGCGGCAGCGAGGUCUUCAUCAUCUCGAGCUCCGACGAGGACUAG
Messenger RNA from Emiliania huxleyi CCMP1516, 2442 nucleotides. RefSeq lists its product as hypothetical. The coding region runs from base 1 to 2442 and encodes 813 amino acids. The transcript has 9 exons. Gene Ontology annotation, molecular function: ATP-dependent chromatin remodeler activity; ATP binding. The record is from RefSeq and is a predicted model, not a curated record. NCBI's taxonomy places the organism in Eukaryota, Haptophyta, Isochrysidales, Noelaerhabdaceae.